Molecule: messenger RNA, 1578 nt
Organism: Branchiostoma floridae (Florida lancelet)
Lineage: Eukaryota; Metazoa; Chordata; Leptocardii; Amphioxiformes; Branchiostomatidae
Product: hyaluronidase-1-like
Exons: 8
Coding region: 325-1578 (417 amino acids)
Biological process (GO): carbohydrate metabolic process; hyaluronan catabolic process
Molecular function (GO): hyalurononglucosaminidase activity
Source: RefSeq, a predicted model, not a curated record
AUUUGAAUUUGCCCAUAAGUACACUUUAUCCAUAUGGCAUAUAUAGGUCUGAUAUUUAACAAAACAGCACGGUGGUUAACGUUGUUACGUCACGUGAAAAACAACAACUUUAGAGUAAUGAGGUAAAGAAAUCGUCCGUUUGGUACAGACAAUGAGCAUGCAACAGGCAGGCUGGUGGUGGGGAAAAGAGACCCCUGUCGACCUUUGGAAACACUGCACGAUUUGUCAGUUAUAACUCAAGCCCGAAAGGUAAGAGUUCAGAGGUUGAGUAGCAGCUGGUCUAACCAGUUCCGAAGCUCUCUCUCUCCGUGCUGGGUCACCGCAAUGCUGAUCAUCUAUUACGGCAUGACCCCGAGUUCGACGACAACAGUAUUCGUCAUACUGUCACUAGUGCAAGCACACGUCUCAGUAGGAGGGCCAGCGCUACCGGAUAGACCUUUCAAUAUUGUAUGGAACGUCCCAUCAAAAGUUUGUAUGAAGAAGUUCGGCAUUGAGAUCAACUUGGAUGGGUACGAGAUCGUGUACACCCCUGGGCACGAGUGGAAUGGAACAUACAUGACCAUUUUCUACGCUCGCGAUCUCGGCUUGUACCCGAGUAUUCACGAACACACCUGGGAGGAGACGAACGGGGGACUGCCGCAGAAAGCCGACCUCCAAGCCCACCUUGCCCGGGCUACAGACGACAUUUCCCGACUGAUUCCCGACGCCGACUAUCGCGGUGUGGGCGUGAUCGACUGGGAGUUCUGGAGACCGCUGUGGAGACGGAACUGGGGGUCAAAGAAAAUCUACUGCACCAAGUCAGAAGAACUCGUCAGACAAAAGUUACCGUAUGCCAGUACAGCGGAAGUGACAUCAAAAGCUAAAGAUGAGUUCGAGGGAGCAGCGAGGAUGUGGAUGGGGGAAACCUUGAACCUUGUUAAGACGUUUCGUGCGGGAGGCUUAUGGGGUUUUUAUUUGUUCCCGGACUGUUACAAUUUCCCUUACAAGAUAAGACUUCAAGAGGACCCCAGCUAUGAUUGUUUGAAGAAAGUGAAAUCCGACAAUGACGAACUCCAAUGGCUGUGGGAGGGCAGCACAGCGUUAUACCCUUCUAUAUACCUGUCCAACGUCUUCAAAACGCUGCCCGGUUCGGAACAGUACAUCCGUGCCCGAGUGGCCGAGACCUUCCGAGUCAUGGACGCUCGGCAGAGUUCGGAUAUCCCCGUCUACCCUUACGUGCGCCUUCGGUAUCGGGAGUCACUAGAGUACCUCACAAAAGUUAGUUUUAUAUUGCUGUCUUUAAUCAUUACAUAUAAAGUUCAUUCAUUCAAUAAUGUGUACCAGCUAUAUGACCAUCUGUCCAUUUCUCCUUGUUAUUCUCCUAUUGUCCUUCAGGCUGACAUGGCUUCGUCCAUACAGGAGCCGGCGGGACAGGGUUCGGCCGGGGUGGUCAUCUGGGGGGCCUGGGAGGACGUCAACUCAAAGGAGAAUUGCUUGAUACUUCGCGAUUAUGUGACAACAACAUUCGGACCAUUUGCCAAGGAAAUGGUUCAACAGGCGGCUGACUGCAGCAGGACAGAGUGGAAGCUCUUCGUCUAG